Molecule: messenger RNA, 1418 nt
Organism: Musa acuminata subsp. malaccensis (wild Malaysian banana)
Lineage: Eukaryota; Viridiplantae; Streptophyta; Magnoliopsida; Zingiberales; Musaceae
Product: jasmonate-induced oxygenase 2
Source: RefSeq, a predicted model, not a curated record
UCGAGCUUCUUCUUCGCCGAGCUCACAGCAGAUCACCAUGAACGUAGUACAGGAGUGGCCCGAGCCAGUCGUCCGUGUCCAGACCUUGGCCGAUGCCCAGGUAAUCCCCGAGAGGUACAUCAAGCUACCAUCCGAGAGACCACACCCUUCUUCAGCGGCAGGCGGCGCAGGAAGCCUUCCCAUGGUCGACCUCGGCGGCCUCAAGCGUGGCGCAGCGGAGAGGCAGGCGACCUUGCUCGCCGUGUCGGAUGCAUGCAGAGACUGGGGGUUCUUCCAGGUGGUGAACCACGGGGUGAGCUUGGAGCUGAUGGCCAGGAUGAGGGAGGUGUGGAAGGGGUUCUUCGAUCUCCCCAUGGAGGAGAAGCAAGCUUACGCCAAUUCCCCCGUCACCUUCGAGGGCUACGGCAGCCGACUGGGCGUCAAGAAGGGCGCCAUUCUGGACUGGGGAGACUACUACUUCCUUCCGCUGUUCCCUCACUCGAUCAAGAACUACGACAAGUGGCCUUCCCUUCCUGCUUCCUUGAGGGAAACGACUGAAGAAUACGGUGAGGAACUGGUGAAGCUGUGCGGGGUGAUACAGAAUGUGCUCUCGUUAACCCUAGGAUUGGACGAAGGGUUCCUUCACAGGGAAUUCGGAGAAGCUGGAGCAGGACUGAGGGUUAACUACUAUCCCAAGUGUCCGCAGCCGGACCUCACCCUCGGCCUCUCCCCCCACUCCGACCCAGGAGGUUUGACCAUUCUCCUCACCGAUGACCAGGUGAAAGGUUUGCAGGUGCGCAAGGGCGGCUCAUGGAUCACGGUGGAGCCGAUUCCCGAUGCUUUCGUCGUCAAUGUCGGCGACCAAAUCCAGGUGCUGACCAAUGGGAGGUACAAGAGCGUGGAGCACCGGGUGGCGGUGAAUGCAGCAACGGAGAGGCUCUCCAUGGCUUUCUUCUACAACCCCCAAGAUGACUUGCUCAUCCACCCUGCCAAAGAGCUUGUGGCAGAUGGCACAUCCCCCAUGUACAAGCCGAAGACCUUCAAGGAGUACAAGCUGUGCAUGAGGAUGUUGGGCCCUUGUGGGAAGAUGCUGGCCGACGCCAUGGAAGCUACUUAAUUAAUAAGCAUCAGAAUUGAGGGAUACCAAACAAUUCGUUCAGCUUCAAGGAUAUGCCGUACUCAUUGCUAUUAUUUGGUGAUUAGAAGUAAAUGAUUUUGUUGUUGUUGGCAUUUACGGUUUUGUUAUUAUUGUCGUCGUUAAAUAAUCUAUCGUCGGUGAUGUUGUGAUUGAAUUAUUAGUAGACGCUAGUUUUGCUUGUGCAAAGCUAGGUAUAUGAGGAAGCUCAAUAGUUGAAUGUGUUUCGCUCUAGUGGCAUAUGCAUACGUUCUCUCUCUCCAUGUAUAUAUUUUGAAAGAUUGGAAACAAUGUUGAAGCUGUA